Molecule: messenger RNA, 607 nt
Organism: Rhizophagus irregularis DAOM 181602=DAOM 197198
Lineage: Eukaryota; Fungi; Glomeromycota; Glomeromycetes; Glomerales; Glomeraceae
Source: RefSeq, a predicted model, not a curated record
UUUUUAUCUCUUUAAUAAAGAGAAAAAUAAUUAUCAAACAAAUCUGGAAUAAAUUUUCGAAGAUCAUGCAGAAAAAAUAUGUUUCACGAUUUUAUUAUUUACAUUUUACAUGAUUAAAUUCAACUUUGAGAUAUCAAGAUAUUUGCAUGCCAAGACAAAUUGUUACAUGACAACAUAAUUUAACUGGGAAAGGAUUUCCAAACAGGCCAAUCAAAUAAUUUAUAUGGAUAAUACUUGGUCUGGAUUUUUUAUUCCAUGUAUAAAAAAUGGUAUUAUUAAAAAUUUGAUCCCGAGUCUCGUGGAUGUCUUGGCAUUUUUCUUUUUGAAUAUUUACUCAGUGAUUAGAUACACAUUUUCUUUUAACUUUAUUUAUAUAAAAUUUGGGCGCAAUUGAUCCUUUCCUUGAUAAAUCAUAGGCAUUUUGUUCAUCCAUACCAAUUGGAUGAAUGGCCACGCGAGAAAUAAAAUAAAUAAUUCGAUUAAAUCGAUUAAGAAAAACAAAUAAAUAUUGUUUUUCGGGUUUAGUCGUAAAACGGCGAAAUACUAAAUCUUUAUCCGUAUAUCAUGUAAGAAAAUGAGAUCCGAUAAAAAAGAAAAAAAAAAAAAA